UUGUAUAUGACAGUGUUUUCCCAUCUUGUCCCAUCUCGUCCGGUAACCUGAACAACGGGUUGGCGCAUUUUGAUUUACUGUUUCAUCUAUCAGUUCCGUUCGUCAUUAUGUCUUUAUUUGGUGAGGUUCCACAAGCUACCCCUGUGGCUGUCUUCAAGGUAACAAAUGAUUUCAAAGAGGACCCAAACCCAAAGAAGGUGAAUCUUGGAGUUGGAGCAUACAGGACGGAUGAAGGCCAGCCCUGGGUGUUGCCCGUGGUUAAGAAGGUGGAGAAGAUCAUUGUAGCGGAUGACAGUCUGAACCAUGAAUACCUACCCAUCCUGGGCCUCCCAGAGUUCCGGUCCUCUGCAUCCAAGAUCGCCCUGGGGGAAGACAGCCCUGCCAUCCAGGAGAACAGGGUAGGAGCAGUGCAGUGUCUGGGGGGCACGGGGGCUCUGAAGAUUGGGGCUGAGUUUCUCAGACGCUGGUACAACGGGAACAACAACACGAGAACGCCAGUCUACGUCUCAGCGCCUACCUGGGAGAACCACAAUGCUGUGUUUGUCAACGCUGGGUUCGAGGAUGUCCGUCCCUAUAAGUAUUGGGACGCCGAAAAGCGUGGACUUGAUCUGUCCGGUUUCCUAGGUGACCUAGAGAGUGCACCCAAACAUUCCAUCUUUGUUUUGCACGCGUGCGCGCACAACCCCACCGGCACGGAUCCUACCCACGUAGAGUGGAUGCAGGUGGCUGAGGUCAUGAAGAGGAGGAAGCUGUUUGUGUUCUUUGACUCAGCGUAUCAGGGCUUUGCAUCAGGUUGUCUGGACAAGGACGCCUGGGCCGUGAGAUACUUCAUCACCCAGGGCUUUGAGAUGUUCUGUGCCCAGUCCUUCUCCAAGAACUUUGGCCUCUACAAUGAGCGCGUGGGGAACCUGACCAUCGUCGCUCGUGACCCUGACAACCUGAAGAGGGUUCUGUCUCAGAUGGAGAAGAUUGUGAGGGUAACGUGGUCUAACCCCCCCUCCCAGGGGGCCAGGCUGGUGGCCGUUACACUCAACAACCCGGAACUGUUCUCCGAAUGGAAGGAUAAUGUGAAGACCAUGGCAGAUCGUGUGUUGUCGAUGAGGGCUUCACUCCGAGCUAAACUGGAGGCUUUGGAGACACCAGGAACGUGGGACCACAUCACACAGCAGAUUGGCAUGUUCAGCUUCACUGGCCUCAACCCUAACCAAGUGGAGUACCUGAUCAAGGAGAAGAGUAUCUACCUGAUGGCCAGUGGUCGUAUUAACAUGUGCGGCCUGACCACCAAGAACAUCGACUACGUGGCCGAGUCCAUCCACGAGAGUGUUGUCAACGUCCAGUAGGUGACCACAUCGAGCCGAACCUCCAGCCCCGCCUCCAGCCCCUCGUUAGCACCGCGUGGUUUGUACAUGUACCGGGCCUGUGCCCACGGGACCCAGGAGUCCAACACCCAGCACACCCGCCUGCACGGAGUCACCAAUGUCACCGCCCUGUCUGUCUAUAGACAAUAUAUAUUGAUUGACAUCAUAACCCUCAAAUGAAUGCUCACGAUGAUGUACCCUGUGGGAGAUGUCCGUGACUUCACCUUUGUCUCUGUCAGCCGUUCGUUUGCGGCGUUGCUGUUCAGUAGUGUCGCUGUCCCCUGUAAUGAAUCAAGCCUGUGCGUCCGAGCCCCGGUGCAGCCGUAACUGAGACGCCGGCUGACUGUCUCUCAACACUCUGAAAUGGCUUCCAUUCCUCAGUUCCUUCGUCGUAACUGACCAGGGCUUUCACCUCUUCCUGUCCACCCAGAUCAGGGAUCGUAAAGGGGUAUGGGAGAGAAGCUCUAGUGUUUCGGUUCUUCAGACAGAUACGUUCCUGUUGCGUUAGGAUGAUCUCUGGCAGAGCUGGUGUUGAUCUCCCGUCGCUUGUUUAAUAUUUUUAAUAUUAACAUGUGAUUAGGAUUGUUUGGGUCGUUUUUGGAUUGCGUUGGUAUUUGCGCACGUCAUUGAAAUAGUUGUAGAUGUUUUCUUUAUUUAAGUGUAUUUGGGUAUCAUUUCCCAUCCUAAGUCACGAGAAACUCAUACUGGGCGGUGAGCAUUGUUUCAUGUUUUGGUAGUGUUGUGUAACCAAUGGGAGUCAUAACACCAAUCAGAAAUGUGAGUUUACCAAUGGGCUCAUCCGUGGAUAGGACAUUUCUAUCUAAGGUGAUCAACCCUUCUGAAAAGCAUUUUUCUGAGACUUUGGAUAUUCAAAAAAUUACAAUUUAUGGCCUACUAAACAGGUAGGGUUAUAUAUUUUUCUUCAGUAUUGACCCCUCCCCUGAUAACAGUUUAUCACUGAAGAGGAUGGUCAAAGUCCUUGUAUAUCUUUGUAUUAUGUGUUUUUCGAGGCAGUAACAAAUAAUCAAAAUAAACUAAAAUCAGUGACAUAUAACUGUAAAUCCAAAAUCUGGAGUGUAGUCACUACUGGAAAACCAACCAUAAGUUCUUUAAAAUGCAAACAACAUUUUGCUGUGUAAAGGACAUCCAUUACGUUCAUGAUCAUUGAACAAUUGGAUUUGAACAAACUUGUGAUUUGAAAGUAUUUGUAAUUGUUAGGUGUUUUUUGAAAUAUUAAUAUUAAUUUCAUUCCAAAUGUGAAAAUAACCUUCCCUGUUCUGUCUUCCUUUACUACCUGAAUAAAACUGUAGAUAGUGGUUUGGUCCACUUAAGAGAGAAGUUAUAUGUAAACUGUGACACAGUUAACUGUGACCAGAAAUCCUUGACCAAGUCAGUCGUGCACUAAAUGAAAGUAGGAGAAAUAAUGAUGGUGUAAUGUUAUGCUUGAACUGAAUUUAUAUUUGAAUCAUAUUAUUUUUAAUAAAGACUAAGAGUUAUAAUUGAAUACCUCAGACUUAAGCUGUGUGAAGCUAAAGUCACGCUCAAAGUCUGGAAACAUGUUCCAUAGGGACAAGCAGAACUGUUGUGAGAGCGUUCCUCAUCAGAAAGCAGCAAUCACUGUUGUUUAAAGAUUUCAAAUGUUGGUCUGCUUUGUUUGAAUGAUCAAAAAAAUAUUUUCAAAAAUGAUGAAAAAAUAUUUUCACAAGGUUGUCUUUGUUGCGUUAUUGCUCUAUGAUCAGUAUCUAUUUACAUAAGCUGAUGAUAAACAUGUCAUGUUUAAAAUAGCACUAAUCUGAUGGUUCUGCAUCUGUAACACAGAAUGUGUUCUGAUUUCAUGUUCUUGAAUAAAUGUCUUUACACCA
Molecule: messenger RNA, 3220 nt
Organism: Esox lucius (northern pike)
Lineage: Eukaryota; Metazoa; Chordata; Actinopteri; Esociformes; Esocidae
Gene: got1
Product: glutamic-oxaloacetic transaminase 1, soluble
Exons: 9
Coding region: 108-1340 (410 amino acids)
Biological process (GO): L-aspartate biosynthetic process
Cellular component (GO): cytosol
Molecular function (GO): pyridoxal phosphate binding; L-aspartate:2-oxoglutarate transaminase activity
Source: RefSeq, a predicted model, not a curated record